CUGAAAAAACAAGAACGUACUUACAACAAGCCAACCGGAAUACCAAAUAUCUCCUGGUAAAAAUGAAGAGGGAUAUGUAUCAGUUCCUCUUGCUUUUUGUGGUGAUCCUCUCAUAUCCCUGUCUGUUUGACUCAGUGCAUUCUCUGCAGCUGAAUUCCUCUACCACCACCACUACUUUUUCCAAUUGCCACCCUCACCAAACCUCUAUUUUGCUCCAACUGAAAACAGAGUUUACAUUUAAGAGGCAUGAAUUUUCAUAUUAUGACGAGGAGGUUGGAAAGAACACCUACCCAAAGAUGAAAUACUGGAAAGCUGGCAGUGAUUGCUGUUCUUGGGAUGGUGUCUCAUGCGAUAUGGCAACUGGUCAUGUAAUAAGCCUUAACCUCUGCAACAGUUGGCUUCAUGGACCUCUGCACUCUAACAGCAGCCUUUUCAGAUUGCUUCAUCUUCGAAAUCUCAACCUUGCCUUCAACAACUUCACUUCAUCGCCCAUUCCUUUAAAGUUUGGCCAACUUACAAGGUUAACACAUCUCAACCUCUCUAACUCUAUGUUUUCUGGGCAUAUUCCAGUAUCUGAAAUUUCAAGGCUCGCAAAUUUGAUUUCACUUGAUCUUUCUUUCAAUGGUGACAUAUACUUUUCUAGUGAUAUUUUUUUGCAUAUGAGAGAAGGAGAGCUGGGAAGGCUUACCCAAAACAUGACCAAUUUAAGACAACUUCACCUUGAUUGGGUGGAUCUUUCUUCCCGGCUACCUAUUCACUUGGCAAAUUUAUCUUCUUUGACACAUCUCUCUUUACAGGAUUGCAAUUUGCAUGGUGAAUUCCCAAAUAAUAUCUUCCAUUUGCCUAACAUACAGUUCAUCCAUCUUUCUGAUAACAACAAUCUUACCGGUUCUCUUCCUGAAUUUCCUUCUAGCAGUAUGCUAAAGUCGUUGGCUCUUUCUAACACCACUUUCUCAGGAAAACUACCAAAUUCAAUUGGCAACCUUAAAUUCUUGAAUUUUUUGAAUCUCGAAAUGUGUAGCUUUUCUGGAAUUGUUCCUUCUUCGCUUGGGAAUCUUACUGAACUCACAUAUCUUGACCUAACCCAUAAUAAUUUCAAAGGUCAGCUUCCAUACACAGUAGGGAACCUUGCAAAGCUCACUGAAAUUCUCCUCUGGGCUAAUGAAUUUAGUGGUGAAUUACCUUCUUCUCUUGGAAACCUCAAAAGAUCGAAAAUUUUAGAUGUUGGUCGAAAUAGUUUCAGCGGUCAAAUUCCAUUGUCACUUAAAAAUCUCACACAAUUGGAAGUGUUGGAACUUUCAACAAAUUUUUUCAGUGGAGUCAUUCCUUCGUUUUUAUUUAAAAUGCCUUCUUUGAUGGAUCUGUAUCUGGACAACAAUCAGUUUUCAGGCUAUCUCAAUAUUGACAGAAUCUCUAAUUCAUCCCACUUAGACUCAUUGUAUUUAAGUGGAAAUGAAUUAUCUGGACAGAUUCCCAGUUCCAUAUCCAAACUAACAAUGCUCAACCGAUUGUACCUUGAUUCAAAUCAUUUAAGUGGCAGUCUUGAUUUUGGCAUUUUCUCAAAGUUGAGUCACCUUCAGUAUCUUGAUCUUUCAAAUAACCGAGGCUUUCUUAUAACAAAUUCAAGUAGGAAUUCCACUCUUCCCAAGUUUGUGGAAUUAUCUUUAUCCUCGUGCAACAUUAGUGAGUUUCCUACAUUCCUGAAAACACAAGAUGAAUUGUACAUAUUAGAUCUUUCCAACAAUAGGAUAAGCGAUCCAAUUCCCAAAUGGUUACUGAGCAUUGGGACAAUUGGUGUGCUGAAUCUUUCUCACAACUGCAUUAGAGGAUGGGAAGAAGCCCCCUUAACUCUCCCAUGGAAGACAAUGUAUUUUCUAGAUCUACAUUCCAAUAAGUUACAUGGAUCACUUGUAGUUCCACCAAUGUCCAUCAUUUACUUUUCCAUUUCAGAAAAUAACUUGGUUGGAAGAAUUGAUCCACUGUUUUGCAAAUUGGGGGGCCUUCAAUAUCUUGAUUUAUCAAGUAACCUGUUGAGCGGUACUAUUCCUCAAUGUUUGGGUGGCUUCAAUAGUGUUCUCUCAGUUCUAAAUCUAAGAAGAAACAACUUCCAUGGCACUAUGCCUGGAACAUGUGGGGAAACAAGCCAAUUAAAUAUAUUGGAUUUGAGCUACAACAAUUUGCAUGGGAAGAUUCCAGAGUCACUUAUUAAAUGCAAAGAGCUACAAGUUUUAAAUCUCGGCCACAAUCAGAUAAGUGACACAUUUCCUUAUUCGCUACAGAGUUUGUCAUCGAAGCUCAAGGUUCUCAUUUUAUCUUCCAAUAAAUUUUAAGGUCCAAUAUGGUAUUCACAUAACUUCUCAGGAUUUGCGAGCUUAAUUAUCAUUGAUCUAUCUUCCAAUGAUUUCAGUGGAAGCUUACCCUCACAUUAUUUUCAAAAUUGGAUUUCAAUGAUAGAAACUUCACAUAGUGAGUCACAAUUGAAUUACAUUGGUGACAGUUACUACCUCUACUCGGUGUCUAUGAUAAACAAGGGACUAGAAAUGAUGUACAUUAGAAUUUUCACUUUCUUUGGGUGCAUUGAUUUCUCAAACAACAAAUUUUAUGGAGAAAUUCCAAGGGCAAUAGGGGAUCUUGGAAGUUUAAUCGUGCUCAACUUGUCAAGUAAUAAUUUUUCAGGACACAUCCCUUCAUCUUUAGGGAAUUUGAUUGAGCUUGAAUCAUUAGAUCUCUCUAAUAAUAAGCUUUGUGGUGAAAUCCCUCAUCAGUUAACUAGGCUCACAUUUCUUGAAUACUUGAACUCAUCUGAAAAUCAACUUGUGGGUCCAAUACCUCAGGCCGGACAAAUUGAGACAUUUUCAAAUUCUUCUUUUGAGGGAAAUUGGGGGUUAUGUGGUCUUCCAUUGUCAAAAAAGUGUGAAACUCUCUUGCCACCUUCUGAAUACAGCGAAGAAUCAGGUGAUUCAAUAUUAUCCGGUUUGACUUGGAAAACUGUUGCAAAGGGAUAUGGAUACGGACUCAUAAUUGGAUUGAUGAUCGGAUUUAUAACCACCUCAAGUUGGCCAUGUUUGAUGCUCAAGAAGUUAGGUGUGAUCCCACCAAGAAGACUAAGAUGAGCACAUAGUUGAAGGUACUUGAAGUUAAUGGAGAGGAACUCUAAUUCUUCUGGCUAGAAGAUUAAAGUGAGUGAUAAUUUUAUUACAGUUCUCAAUGUACUUCAUGUUAAUUUUAUUUUGAUUUAUGAUUAACAUCAUCAUAACAGCGGCUAAAGCUGUGAAAAUUUGUCGAUUUAUUAAAUAAUUUACAAUUACAGUUUACAAGUUAAUUACCAUUUAGUUAGUAAUUUGUAUUUUACGGAAACAGUGUCAUCCCAUUUAAAUUCUAUUUGUCUGGUUUAUUAAAAAAAAAUAGUUAGUUUUACUUUUAUCUUUCUAAAGACAAAGCAUUUUUUCUUUGGCAAAUUUAAGUCAUUUUUUGUUCUUUAGGCUUUCAAUCUUUUGAUUUGCCUCCAUAAGAGGUUGGAGAUUUGUUUGUAGCUGACUGUUUAUGUUUUAUUGAUGGGUUUUUAUAACUCACCCUUUCUUCCAAAUGAGGCCCCUGUUAUUUUAUUUAUAUAUUUUUUGCUGGAAUUAGCUCAUAUGGCAUCCGUUUAAGUGUUGUUUCUUUGAGAGGGGGUCGGUAAGAAGUCGGCAAAGAGGUUUUAUAUAUGCUGAUAGGUGCAAGACAUAUGAUAAUUCCCUUCAAUUUCAAUGGGAAAAUAUGAGAAAAAGAGAGGGAGAGAGAAAAUCUGGGGAUUUUCUUGGGAAACACUUUGAGAGUGUGAGCUGUAUGAGUGAUUUGUAAACAUAUUUCUUGAUUAACAGAAGCAGGAUUAUCUACAAUUUGGUGGCUGAACCACUUUAAACAUCAUAUUUGUUUUUCUUGUUUCUAUCUUGCCGUUAUUACUCUGUUAGUUACAGUAUUUUUCUGGUUUAUUUGCUGUGAGAUUUUUGUUUGGUGGUCUGAAAAUUUUAACAGCUUACGGGUUCCUUCCCCUCGCUUUGUUGUUGGAGUGUUUUAGCCCACCUUUUCAGCAAAUAAUAAAAAUAAAAAUAAAAGACAAUGCAUUUUGUGUUUUUCUCUAAGCUUUCUAUAAAAAGCAUCUUCUUCUUCUGGAAGAAGCUGAGUGUUCUUGUUGCCAUUUCUAGUUUUAUGAAAGCUUACGAGCUUUAUUAGAUUAAUGAAAUUGAGUGUUAUAAGAAGGUUCAAAGAUAUUGCUCUGGUCUUCUAUUGAGUUUGAUGUACUUUUAAUCAUAUAGACUUCCUAAACUAUGAAUAGUCUCCUUGUCAUCUUAGUAAGCAAUCUUGGCAUGAUCUAAAAUCUCCAACACCUGUAAUCUUUUUUUCACAUAAAUCAGUCUUUACGUAUUUACAGAAUACAAUGAAGGCAAGUGCUUCAUGCUGGUUGGACAUCUUCUAAGGGUAUCAGCUACCAUGAUUGGAAGAAACAAAAUGUGCUAAUGGCAGUGCAAUAUAGAGAAAUCUUAGUCUACCAAAUGUUCGAUUUUGUCGCGUGUUAGAGAAAGAAACAAAUGCAACUUUGGCAAUUAGUCUUUCAAAGCCAGAAGCAGAGAGGACUUCAUCCACCCCAAGCAAUACAGACAGAGAAUUAUUACAUAUAUAUAUAUAUAUUGACAAUUUGAAGAUUUGGGGCACCAUAUUCAGAUUCCAUACAUGCAUUUUUGUUGCUGAUGCACAGAUCUACAUGAAUACAUUUUUCCAUAUAGCAUGCAAUGAUAUUCUUUAUUUAUGAAUUUGAUGGAAGCUAUUGGAAAAUUGCCAGUACUGUGUUCUUUCACAAUGCUCUAAAAGCUAUAAAACCUCAAAGUGAGUCAUGGUAAGCCUUUGCACAUGUUACUACUGAUCCUAAUUAGUUUCUUAGGAGAAAUGAGGUGGUUCCAAAUGCAAGAUUCGCUUAAGUGCAUAAUUUAUUAGCAUGCCUUAUUACAUAUGUGGAUUUUGCCAAAGUCCAAUUAAUAUCUUUUCAUUUCAUAUAUAUAUAUAUAUAUAUAUAUAUUUGAAAAUAUUGACAUUAAAAAUUUAUCUGGAGUCAAUCAUAUAUAACCAAAACAGAUUGGGCUUGGAUACGACUCCAUUAAGGCGUGGUAGCAUACAUGUUUGGGCUUCAAAUUCAAAGCUUUGCGGGCCAUAUGGUGAUCCUAUAUUCUUCAAAGGAGUUGGUUAUUUGUUCUAAGUGCUAUCUAAAGCUUAUAAUUUGUUUAUAUCACAACUUUAUAAAUAUCCCCCAAGAAGGCUAAAUCAAUAAAUAGGCUGGGCCUUUGUUAUAGUCUUUGUACCAACCAGCCAUUCCCAUUCAUAAGCCCCAUGACGAUAGCUUGGGUCUACCCCUCUACUAGAAUUUUAACCAAAAGUCUAACCCAAAUAAACAUGUGGGCUUAUUAGGCCUCCUAUCACAAAAUUGGGUACUAGCAAUAGGAGGGUGGAGAAUAAAAGUGUUUCCUGUAACUAAAUCAAGCCACCAUAUUGCUUUGGCAUUUCUCUAACUUGCCAAGAAGUUGGAAACCUUGAGAGUUCUGUAGGAGAAGGAUGAUGUGAGGAAUUAAUCCUCAAGAGCUAAGGAAAUAAAGUUCAGCUAUGCUUCAAGUAUUCAAACCUGUGCUCACAGAUAAAGAAAGAAGAAGAUGGAUGGAACGACAGCAUUUCUUUAAUGAGUUUAAGUAUAUCAAAAGGAACGACGACAUUUAGGAGUUUGUUUUUAAUUAACUGAAACACAUGCAAAACAGGUGCAGCUGUUAGGUUGGUUAUGAUAAGGGGUUAAAAGCUGUUUAGUCCACACUAGAUUUUAAUAUUCAUCUUCUUCUUCGAGUAAGCAAAAAAAUUACAGAGUCGCAGAACAUUUUUUCUUGAGUUGAUUUUCUGGGUUUAUGAGAGAAAGUUCUGAUCUUUCCUUGCUGUUUCAAUUCUUCAAUGAGUUCUGUAAGGUUAAUUAGUGUUUCUUUGUGAAACCUUUGUGAGUGAACUGUGUGAAGGUGAAAAGGGGGCUUACGGGUUGGUUGUGGGUGUUCUCUGUGUGAAUCACCAUUGGAGAACCUGUCAAGCUUGUAAUUUCCUCAAUAGAUAAUAAAAGCAGAAGCUCAGAGAACCUAAGCAUGAGGAUGUAGGCAAUUUUUGGCCGAAUCUCAUUAAAUCGUUUCUUGAAGAUUUAACAAUGGCUUCAAAAAUUAAGGUGAAGAUCUAUAAUGGCAAGGGGGAUUUUCUACCAUGGAGGAAAAAGAUGAGGGCAGUUCUUAUGCAAAUGAAGGUUGCUCGAGCCAUAGACAGAUCAUUCCCAGCAGAUCUUCUGGAGGACAAGAGGCUAGAAAUUGACAAGAUUACUUUGAGUAGGAUCAUCCUACAUCUCUCCGAUAGUAUUCUCAGGAAGGUAGAUGAGGUAAAAAAGACCUCUGAGAUGUGGAAUAAACUCGAGCAAUUCUAUUUGUUAAGGUAACUUCCAGAUCGAAUCUUAUUACUUGAGCAGUUUUUUGGGUUUAAAAUGGAUACUUCAAAAGAAUUAGACACUAAUCUUGACAUGUUUAAUCGAAUAAUUGUGGAUCUUGCUAAUUGUAAAGUUACAUUCAGUGAUGAACAUAAUGCUGUAAUUUUUGUUAAAUUCUUUGCCUGAGUCAUAUAGAGAUGUCAAGAAUGCCAUCAAGUAUGGUCGUGAUUCUCUAUCUUUGGAUAUAGUGAUCAGUUCCUUAAAGUCCAGGGACAUAAAAUUAAAGUCUGAAUCAAGGAGUGAAGGGCUUAGUGCUCGAGGUAGAAGUGUCACUAGGAAUUCUGGAAAUAUUGACUUUAAGGGGGAAGAGUCGAGACCAUUCUAGAUCUAAGGCUAGAACAAAAGGUCAAAAAUGUUACUACUGUAAGAAAGAAGGCCAUAUUAUGAAGUUUGGUUAUAAGAAAAAGAGAGAUGAUAAAAGCAAGAACCAUGAGAGUGGUGAUCUUGCUGUUAUUUCUUCUAAUAAAUAAUCUGGUGAGGUUUUUGUUGCUAACAUUGAACAAAACAAGUUUGAAUGGGUUCUAAACUCAGGAUGCUCAUUCCAUAUGUGUCCAAUCCUUGAUGUUUUUCAGUCUUAUAAAAAAUAUAAGGGAGGACAUGUUCUUUUAGAAGAUGACCACUCUUGUAAAGUAGUUGGAAUUGGUAAUGUACAGUUUAAACUGUAUGAUGGCACCACCAGAACUCUUAAUUCAGUAAGAUAUGUUCCUGGUUUGAGGAGAAAUUUAAUCUCUCUUGGUAUGUUUGAUGAUGCUAGUUAUAUUUCUAAAACUAAAAAUGGAAAAAUGAGAAUAUCAAAAGGCUCAUUUGUUGCUUUUAAGGGUAUUAAGAAAAAUGGCCUAUAUGUCUUGCUUAGUGAAGCUAUUUUUAAUUCUUGCAAUACUUCUGUUUAGACUCCUGUUGAUAAUAUUGUGUUAUAGCAUAAUAGAUUAAGACCUAUUAGUGAAAAGGGCUUGUAUUAUUUGAAUAAACAAAAUGUGUUUGGUAAAGAUCAGAUAAGCAAACUAGAUUUCUGUGAAAAUUGUAUUUUAGGUAAGCAACAUAGACUUAGUUUCAACUUAAGUACAAGUAGAGCUAAACUGUACUGGAUUAUGUACAUGCUAAUCUAUGGGGCCCUGCUCAAGUUUCUACUCAAAGUGGAAAUAGAUAGUUUAUGUCCAUAAUUGAUGAUUAUUCUAGGAAGGUCUGGUUAAUUUUGUUAAAAUCUAAAGAUGAGGCCUUCAGCAAGUUUCAGGAGUGGAAGUUGCUGGUUGAAAAGCAGGUUAAUAGGUCUGUGAAGGCCUUAAGGACUGAUAAUGGACUUGAGUUUUGUAAUAAAGAGUUUGACAAUGUUUGUAAAACUCAAGGCAUUUUAAGACAUAGGACAAUAAAACAUACACCUCACCAAAAUGGUGUUGUUGAGAGAAUGAACAGGACUUUGUUAGACAAGGUAAAGUGUAUGCUGGUAUCCUCAGGUCUACCAAAGCUGUUUUGGGGUGAAGUAGUUAUGACUGCUAUGCACAUUGUUAAUUUGUCACCCUCUAUAGUUUUGAAUUUUCAGUCACCAGAGUCUAUUUGGUCAGGGAAGAUGCCAAACUAUGGUCACUUGAGAGUAUUUGGUUAUGCAGCAUAUGCACACCAAUCAGGGAAAACUUGAACCCAAAGCAUUAAAAUGUGUUUUCAUAGAGUAUUCUCAAGGGAUCAAAGGUUAUAGACUCUGGGAUAGAGAAGGUUAGAGUCAUUGUUAGUAAAGAUAUAAUUUUAAUGAAAAUAUUAUGCCUUGCAAGAUGACUAACAGUGCAGGUAUUGAUGAUAAGCAACAAGCUGAGACUAGACAGGUAAAGUUACCUGUACUUGAAGAUAAUAUACCAAAUCACCAGGAAAGAGGUGCCUUAAAGGAGAACAGAUCUGAAGCUAGUCAGGAUGGAACACCACAGCAUUCAGAAUCAGAUUUGGAUAAUGAAAGGGAAAUGCAACAGGCUUCUUCACCAUCAAAAAUCAUUGCUUCACCUGGAUAUUUGUUAACUCGAGAUAGGACCAAGAGAAAAGUAAUACCAAAUAGAAAAUAUAGCUAUGCUAACUUCAUUGCAUAUGCUUUGGUUGGUGUUCAAGACUUUUCAAACAAUGAACCUAAGAAUUAUAAGGAAGCUAUGGAAUCCAUAGCAGCAAGGAAAUAGAAACAGGCCAUGGAUGAAGAAAUGAAUUCUCUGCAUGACAAUCAUACUUGGGAUCUAGUUUCAGCUCCUUCAAAUCAAAGGACUGUGGAUUGCAAAUGGAUCUACAAAGUCAAUGAAGGAUUAACUAAGUCUGAUCUAGUGAGGUUUAAGGCAAGGUUGGUAGCAAAGGGGUUCAUACAGGUUGAGGGUGUGGACUACAAUGAAAUCUUCUCACCUGUGGUGAAGUAUACUACUAUUCGAAUUAUGCUCUCCUUGGUUACACAUUUUGAUUGGGAAUUAUAGUAGUUAGAUGUAAAAACUGCUUUUCUUCAUGGGAACUUGGAAGAAACCAUUUAUAUGAAGCAGCCACAGGGAUAUGAAAUUAUUAGAAAGGGUGGAGACCUUGUAUGCUUGCUAAGGAAGUCACUCUAUGGUUUAAAGCAAUCCCCAAGGCAAUGGUAUAGAAGGUUUAAUACUUUUAUGUUAAAGGCUGGCUUUACAAGGAGUAAUUUUGAUAGUUGCUUGUAUUUCAAGGAUAAAAUGAGUGCAAAUGCUGUAUAUUUACUUCUCUAUGUAGAUGAUAUGUCGCUGGCAGUACCAAAUGCAAAGAUCAUUAAUUUUAUGAA
This is a messenger RNA of Ziziphus jujuba (common jujube), 9290 nucleotides long. Its product is annotated as receptor-like protein 6. Gene Ontology annotation, molecular function: protein binding. The coding region runs from base 63 to 2330 and encodes 755 amino acids. The transcript is spliced from 3 exons. The record is from RefSeq and is a predicted model, not a curated record. NCBI's taxonomy places the organism in Eukaryota, Viridiplantae, Streptophyta, Magnoliopsida, Rosales, Rhamnaceae.